Molecule: messenger RNA, 768 nt
Organism: Fusarium redolens
Lineage: Eukaryota; Fungi; Ascomycota; Sordariomycetes; Hypocreales; Nectriaceae
Product: S-adenosyl-L-methionine-dependent methyltransferase
Exons: 1
Coding region: 1-768 (255 amino acids)
Source: RefSeq, a predicted model, not a curated record
AUGACAAUCCUCCAGCACACGGCAAGUACAGCAGCAGCGUGGUGCACGCCAUUUACGCUGCCAUUCUACGAUAUUCUGAUCCUUCGUAUCUCUGUUCCUUUCAUCUGGCGUUGCUCUGCACAAAACAAUCUUCGUCCCUUAUUCUCUAACAACUUCUCAAAGAGACAUGUCGACAUUGGUGUUGGAACUGGGUACUUCCCAAGAAGAGCAAUCAAGGAUGUUGGUCGCGAUCCAAAGGAUCAGCAUCUGACGUUGGUCGACUUGAGUGAACAUUCUCUUGCAACAGCGAGACAGCGUGUUCUAUCAAAGUAUCCCGAAGUACACGUUGACUGUGUUCACGCUGACGCUGCACAACCGCUUCCCGAGUCUCUCCAAGGCCAGAAAUUCACAUCCGCUUCUCUUUUUCUCGUCAUGCAUCACAUGCCGCAGCCAACAGCUAGCAAAGCAAAUGCCAUCACCAAUGCCAAAAGUCUUCUUACGCAAGACGGUGUUUUGGUUGGGUGCACGGUAUUGGGAAAGCAAUGGGAAAAAACUGAUAACGGAUACAAGGUGAAGAGUGAGAAACCACUCGGAAGAGCAGCUGCUUUCAUGCUUGGGUUUUACAAUAAGAGAGGUAUUUUUGACAAUUGGCAGGAUGAUCCGAAUGUUUUGGUGGAGGCUCUGAAGGCUGGGUUUGAGGAGGUUGAGACGAGUGUUGUGGCCAUGAUGUUUGUGUUUAGGGCCUCGAAGCCGCGUCGCGGGGAUCAAAAUGCUAGUAGAGGCCAGUGA